This is a messenger RNA of Rotaria sp. Silwood1, 3291 nucleotides long. The record is from the annotation of a GenBank genome assembly. NCBI's taxonomy places the organism in Eukaryota, Metazoa, Rotifera, Eurotatoria, Philodinida, Philodinidae.
AUGCAUAAAUCAGAGACAUUAUCAUCAAUAGUUGAUACAAAGAAUAAAUUAUUUGAUGAAAUUGAUGAAAAUGAACGUUGUGAUAUAAUUGUAUCUAAUCUUCUCUUCGAUGAUUUAUUUACAUCAAAUGAUGGACUUUGUAUUACUCAUCUUGAUUCUGUUUCACUGCAAUCGUCUAAAGGUACUCAGAAACGUAGUUCAUCAAAUAGUGGUCGACAAAAUAAUCGAGAAUUAGGAUCAAUAAAUAGUUCACGAAAUUCUAAAAGAAAUCGUAAUAAUAGUCUUGAAGAAUAUCCUUUACAUUUGGCAUGUCAAAAUGGUCAAAUUGAAGUUGUAGGAAAAUUAUUACAAGAAUUUUCUCCUGUUACACUUGAACAUGAUCUGAAUCGAUGGUCACCACUUCAUCAUGCUGCUUGGCAUGGUCAUCAUCGAAUUGUUGAAUUAUUACUUCGUUCAAAACGAUUCUCCGUUAAUGCAGUUGAUAAUUCACAUAUGAGUCCAUUACAUUUAGCAGCUUUAGGUGGUCGAGCUGAAGUUGUUCGAAUACUACUUGAUUGUCCUGAUAUUAAUGUGCAUGCAAAAAAUAAAGAUGGAAAAACAGCACUUGAUUUUUGUAAACAAAAUCCAAAUCGUGAUUGGCAAUUAUGUACAGAAUUAAUUGAAAAAUUUCUUCAAAAACCUCUUGAAAAAAUCAAAAUUUGUCUUGCUGAUGGUAGUACUAUUGAACUUGAUCUUGUUUCAGGUCCAGCUGAAACUACUGUUCGUCAAUUACAUGCACAAAUGAUGACACGUUUACGUUUACCAGAUGUAGUUUCACAUGUAUUUGGUAUAUGGAUCUGUUCUAAAAGUGUUCGUAUUCAACUAAAUCCUGAUCAUAAACCUGUACAAUUUUUAUUAAAUUGGAAACGUUAUGCAAGUGAAUUAACAACUGUACCAAAUGAAUCAUCACUUCGAAAUCCAUCAUUAUCAUCAUCUCCAACAUUAAAUUCGAAUUCUGAAGAUGCACAAUUAUGGUGGUCACGUGAUACAUUACUUAAAAUUGAAUUUGAACAACGUCUUCGUAUACCACAUGUUAUACAUUUAUUGUUUCUUGAAGCCUAUCAAAAUUAUUUACUUGCUUAUUAUCCAUGUACAGAUGAAGAUGCUAUUGAAUUUGCUGUUUUAAUGAUGGGAAUUAAUGAAAAACAAUUAGAUGAUAAACUGUGGGAACAUUUUUUUCAUAAUGAUUCUAAUAAUUUAUCUUUAUUAAUACCAGCUGAAAAAUUAAAGCGUGCUGGUGCUGCUUAUUGGCGACGAACAAUUCUUAAACGUUAUAAAGAAGUUUUUAUUGAUGAUCAAACAAUGCAAAAUCGUCCACAAUUACAACUUUAUUUAAAAAUGCAAUUUCUUAAUUUAGCUCAAAAUUUAACUAGUUAUGGUUCAUCAUUUUUUACAGGUGAACAUGAAUAUCGUGGUCGUCGUACAAGUGUAUUUAUAUGUGUUAAUGAUGUUGGUGUACAUUUGAUAAAUCGUGUAACAAAAUUACAAGAAUAUUCAUUUUCAUAUCAACAAAUGACAUUUACUUUUGAAACAGAAGCACAAUCAACACUUGAAAUAAAUGUUAAAGAUAAUAAAAAUGUUGAUCAUACAAGAUUAUUACAUUCAACAAAUUCAAUCAAUAAUAAAAAUUUUAAAAAUUCAAUUUUUUCAUUUUCAUCAUCAUCAAAUAAACAAUCAAAUACAAUUGAUCGACCAUUAACAUCAUCAUCAACAUCGUUAUCAUCAACGUUAACAAAUAAUAAUGAAUUUCAACAAAGAAAUCAUAAUAGACAUAUUUUAUCUCACACAUUAAAUCAAGUAAAUGGACAAUUAUUAAAUCUUUAUCAAGCUCAAACAUCGAAUGCAUCAACAAGUGUUUCAGUAAAUGCCUCAUCAAAUCAACAAUCAACACUUACAAAAAAACGAAUGUUUCAAGUACGUCGUACAUUUUUAUUAAUCGUCACAUUCGAUGUAAUAUUUAUGGUACUUCUAUGGAUUAUUUAUAAUCAAAUUAAAAAUAUAACGAUUGAUCAAGCUUUUGUUAACGAGGUUAUUCAUUAUUCUAUUAAAACAUCUCUAUUUGAUAUUGUUGGUUUAUCAGCUUUUCGUUUUAUUUUAUUAAUGAUAUCGUACGCAAUACUAAAAUGGUCACAUUGGAGUUUCGUAGCUUUCACAACACUUGGUUCAACCGGUUUUAUCAUUGCUAAAACAUGUGUAUUUACAAUUUCCAAAACAGAUAAAGGUUUUACUGAUUAUGGUAUAUUGAUUGUAUCAUUUAUUUUGGCAUGGGUUGAAAUCUGGUUUUUUGACUAUCGUGUUAUUCCUCAUGAACGUCGUUUACGAGAAGCAUUAAAUCAUAGCGAGCGGCGUCCAUUGCUUGCAUCGAAUUCAAGUAGAUCAGCAUCUCCGAUUCCUCCAUCCUCAAAUUAUCAUUCCAUUACACUUUUAAACGAACAUCGUCAAUCAUUUUAUUCUCCUGUGCCGUCCGUCGAGGGUAGCGAUACAGAAGAAACUGAUACCGGUGUUGUACGCACCUUUCGUUCGGAUUCUAAUGUUUCACCAUCAUUAUUAUGUACACCAGCGUCCGUUAUUGAAGAUGAUGAUAAUGAUGAAGAUUAUGAAAAACUAGCAGAUGACGUUGUUGAAAAAGUCUGGCGUAUAUUUAAAGAUAAUGAUUCUUGGUUACAAGAAGCUAUAAGUAGCAAUGGACUUGAUAUUGUUCUUUCUAAAAAUUAUCCGAAAUUGGGCAAAGUUUUCCGAUUAAGUUGUAUUAUUCCAGGAUGUCGUGAUGAUGCUGUACAACUAUUAUUUGAACAACAAGAAGAUAUGUCGAAAUGGAGUCCAACUGUCAACGAUAGUAGAGUACUUCAAGUUAUUAAACACGAUUUAUAUAUAACGUAUCAAAUGACUAAUGAACAAGCACAGGGAAUUAUUGCUAAACGAGAUUUUGUUAAUAUAAGCACACGUCGAUUUAUUGAUGAUGUUGCUAUUAUAGCAGCUCAAGCAUGUGUUUAUCCACAAAUGCCUCCAAAAGACAAUUGUGUUCGAGGUGAAAAUGGACCAACUGCAUAUAUUCUUGAAAAACAUAAUGAUACAAGUUGUAAAUUUACAAUGAUACUUAAUGUAGAUUUAAAAGGUUGGCUUCCUCAAUAUCUUAUUAAUAGUUCUCUUGCUAAUGUUCAACUUACACUUGCUGAAUCACUUCGAACUUAUUUAUCAAAAGCGAUUGAUAUAUCAUCAUCUGGUUCAUCGAUAGGUGAUAUAACAACGUAA